UAAAAAUGUUGAGGAUCGUAAGCCUGGCAGUGACUUUGGCCGUGUGCGUGGCACGACCCAACCAAUGGGACGACCAGCUUGGGCUCUUCCCUGCCGACGGCGGAGACUCUCAGCCCAUCUUGCCUCGCGCCGUCGCCAACCCUACCACGCCCAACCAGAUACUCGACGCAGUGCUCGAAGGAGCUAUCGCAUACAUGGAAGCACUAGGAUGGUGUGGAUCCAAAAACGUGCAGAACGGAGAGUCAAACCUGCCCUUCCAAGUCAACUCUGACGGAAGCAGCUCCGAGAACUUCAGCAUCACUAAGGCCAACGUGACUGGACUCUGCUCCCUGCGCCGCUCCAAGUCCGCUUCCUUCAACGCCGACCAGAGUGUGCUCUCCGGUUCGGUUGUCGUGGAAAACGCUCGUGCCAACGCCGACUACACGGUAACCUUUGCCGGUGUUGGAGAAGCUCCAGCCCAGACUGUUUCUGGUCAAGUUGUAGAGCGUGUGGACAAGCUGUUCGCAGAUAUCCAGAUCAACUUGGACAACCUUGUGCCUCAGAACAUCGCCAGCUACACCGCAAAGAUCGGGUCACGACCUGCUUGA
Penaeus vannamei (Pacific white shrimp) is the source of this 587-nucleotide messenger RNA. The record is from RefSeq and is a predicted model, not a curated record. Lineage: Eukaryota; Metazoa; Arthropoda; Malacostraca; Decapoda; Penaeidae.